GGCGUGGCCGAGGUGAGAAACUGGCGCUGCUGCUGCCUCGGCAGCACCUGUUGGUGCCGGAGCCUCGUGCUGGUCUGCGUGCUGGCCGCCCUGUGCUUCGCUUCGCUGGCCCUGGUCCGCCGUUACGUGCAGCACCUCCUGCUCUGGGUGGAGAGCCUCGACUCGCUGCUGGGGGUCCUGCUCUUCGUCGUGGGCUUCAUCGUGGUCUCUUUCCCCUGCGGCUGGGGCUACAUCGUGCUCAACGUGGCCGCGGGCUAUCUGUACGGCUUCGUGCUGGGCAUGGGACUGAUGGUGGUGGGCGUCCUCAUUGGCACCUUCAUCGCCCAUGUGGUCUGCAAGCGGCUGCUCACCGCCUGGGUGGCCGCCAGGAUCCAGAGCAGCGAGAAGCUGAGCGCCGUUAUUCGCGUCGUGGAGGGAGGAAGCGGCCUGAAAGUGGUGGCGCUGGCCAGAUUGACUCCCAUACCUUUUGGGCUCCAGAAUGCAGUGUUUUCGAUUACUGAUCUCUCAUUACCCAACUAUCUGAUGGCAUCUUCGGUUGGACUGCUUCCUACUCAGCUUCUGAAUUCUUACUUGGGUACCACCCUGCGGACAAUGGAAGAUGUCAUUGCAGAACAGAGUGUUAGUGGAUAUUUUGUUUUUUGUUUACAGAUUAUUAUAAGUAUAGGCCUCAUGUUUUAUGUAGUUCAUCGAGCUCAAGUGGAAUUGAAUGCAGCUAUUGUAGCUUGUGAAAUGGAACUGAAAACCUCUCUGGUUAAAGGCAAUCAACCAAAUACCAGUGGCUCUUCAUUCUACAACAAGAGGACCCUAACAUUUUCUGGAGGUGGCAUCGAUAUUGUAUGAUUCUAAUGAAAUGUAUGGUUGUCCAGAGCCUAGUGGGCUGUCCCAGGUCUAGCAGACACUUGACAAGUGGGCAGAGAGACAAGUCCUGAUUGUAUUACGGCACAAACAAAACUGACCAGUUGUUAAAUUGCACAAUUUUUUAAAAGCAAGAAUCAUUUUCUGGAUAUGUAUAUGUAGAUGCAAUUUUGGCUGCACCUCUUUAUCAUUUAUCAUGCCUGUAAUGGCCUAUAGGUCUGCACUUUAGUAUUUUUUAAUUGUUUUAUUUCUGGGUACUUAUGAACAGAGAAAUAACCCAAAUAUUUUUCUGCUUAGUGUCUUUAUUUAUAAAGUCCAUGUAUAGUUGUAUGCAUCUUUCCUACUUAUUAGUAUGAGUAAAAGUAUGCAAUUUUAAGUAUAUAAUAUUAUUAGAUGUUCCUUGCUUUGUAGUCUUUCAGGACAGGUAAACAGUGGUUUUUGUUUUGUUUUAUGUGGGACCACUUUGCUUCUCUUUUCCUUUCUAGUUAGAAAACACAUUAACUUUUGGUUGAAUGUAUUUUUGCAAGUCAUCACAUUGUUGCAGGGCCAUUUACAUAUAUUUACACAAGCUUAUAUCCUACAUUGUGGGACUGAAGUGCUCUUAAGAUGCCUUUUGAUUUUCACUGUGUAAUAUGCAAAGCAAAAGGGAAAUUAAUGGGUGGUAGCUCAAAUUAGAACGUAUGUUCUAAUUCUGUUACAUUGGCUUUACCCUCUUUUAAGUAUUUCAUCAAAGGGCUGUCCCAUUGCAAUCUUACAAAACAUUUUUAUUAAAAUAAACUUUUCUUCCUUUUUAUAUUCAUAAUUAGGCUUUGGAAUAAAGAUGUUAGUCCUUAAAAACGGUGGACUUACUGUCGUUGAAGAUGUCACUCAGGUGGCCUUGUUUGAUCAAAAUGCCUUUUUAAAAAACCAAGCUUUAAAAUCAUAUUUAUAAUUCUAUUGAAGUACAUAUAUAUGUUUGUUCCCAUAGUCUUCAGCUUUAAAACUAUAAAUAUAAUAUUAACUUAAUGCCCAACUUUGUGUUCUUUGCCCUACUAUUGAGUAGGUUUAUUUUGUUUCUUGGUAUUGUUUUUCUCUGAUAAGACUCAGGAAUUCUGAAAUGUGAAAUUAAGUGUCUCAAUUCUUUAGCUCUUAUAGCGUGAAUUGAGUAUAUUUAUUACUAGCGCUUAAAAGUACAUAAGUACAGAAUACAGUAGUUUGGCAUAUGAUUCAUACAUAUGUUAUUCACUUAUCACUUUAUAUUUUUAAAAUAGAUUGUGAACUUAAUGAUUAAGUUUUU
Messenger RNA from Trichechus manatus latirostris (Florida manatee), 2131 nucleotides. It is a transcript of the gene TMEM64, whose product is annotated as transmembrane protein 64. The annotation marks the transcript as partial. Gene Ontology annotation, biological process: regulation of cytosolic calcium ion concentration; positive regulation of bone resorption; positive regulation of osteoclast differentiation. NCBI's taxonomy places the organism in Eukaryota, Metazoa, Chordata, Mammalia, Sirenia, Trichechidae. The transcript is spliced from 3 exons. Gene Ontology annotation, cellular component: endoplasmic reticulum. The record is from RefSeq and is a predicted model, not a curated record.